CGCCUCCUCAACCCCACCCUAUUAGUGAAUCCGUGGAUUCGUGUUUGUUUCAGCUGGAGGUCCCUGCUGACUCGCUGCGGGGACCAUGGACGACAAUAUACUCGAGAUGGAGUCGGACAACGAGGACUUCGAUGAUUCGAAACUGGGCAUGAUACACGAGGAAGUUGUGUACCCUGAGGAGUUUUUACCCACUUAUUACGCUAUUAAAGCAGAAGUGCCAGCAAACAAAACAAAUCUGGUUGACUACAACAACCAGCCGGACUCAUUGUUCUUCAACGACGGUGUGAGGAGUGUGGACUUCAUCCUGGUGUACGAAGAUGAGGAGACGAAACCGCUUGACAAGAAGUGCACAGUCAAAAGACGCAAGAAACGGCGAGAGUACUUCGAGAGCUGCCUGAUGCAGAUGGGCCUGGAGCUGGAAGCAACGCAGUCUGUCCACAAAGACAACCUCGUAUAUGUGAAAGUUCACGUGCCGUGGGAGGUACAGUGCACCUACGCCGAAGUCCUGCACAUCAAGAUUCCCAUAGCUUUCAACGACCACACCGUCCAGUACUCCAUCGGGAACCUUUUCGACUGUAUCACCAAGCACUUCAAACCCAACGAGAAACUGAUAAAAAAGGAAGCAGACUGCUACACCGCACCCUAUCAGAAGGAACGUCAUGGGUGCUUCCUAAAGAUGGACAAGGAAAAGUACUUCACCCCAUCCAUGAGGAGCAGAAUGGCAAACUUCAUCCUGUGCAGAGCUCCUUAUGAAAUCAGAGGGAAUGUAAAAAAGUUUGGUAUCACCAAACUGCUGCGUAGUGGAGUUUACAAAGCUGCCUACCCACUACAUGAUUGCAGAUUCAAUGUCAAGUCCACAGUGGAAAGCUGUCCCAACGAGAGAUAUCUGCUCUACAAGGAGUGGGCUCAUCCCAAGAACUUCUACAAGACACAACCACUGGACCUCAUAAGAAAGUACUAUGGGGAGAAGAUCGGCAUUUACUUCGCCUGGCUGGGUUUCUACACCAAGAUGCUGGCUUUUGCUUCUGUGGUGGGACUGGCCUGUUUCUUCUAUGGAUACCACAUUCAAGAAAAAAGCACAUGGAGCAAAGAGGUGUGCGACCCCGACAUUGGAGGAAAGAUUGUAAUGUGCCCUCAGUGUGACCUCUGCAACUAUUGGAUCUUAAACAGCACCUGUGACACUUCAAAGACCCUUACUAUAUUUGAUCAUUUUGGAACGCUGGUGUUUGCUGUUUUCAUGGCAGUGUGGGUCACUGUGUUCCUGGAGUUCUGGAAGCGCUACCAGUCGCAGUUGGAGUUCGAAUGGGACACAGUGGAGUUUCUGGAGCAGCAAGAACCAUCUCGCCCCGAAUAUGAUGCCGAGUGUGUUCAUGACAGGAUCAAUUCUGUCACAGGGGUGAAAGAGAAGGUGCCAUUUACAUUCUGUGGACGAUGUUUUCGAAUCUCAAUAGGAAUUGGGACAGUCCUGUUCUGGAUCAUGCUGAUCGUGGCGUCCGUCGUGGCCAUCAUUAUCUACCGACUAGCUGUUUUCUUUUCCCUGUCAAUCACACUGAAAAACCCGGGCAAUUUUACUACUCUGGAGCCCCUUAAAGACUACGUAACGCCGCAGAUGGCCACCUCCGUCACAGCUGGCCUCAUUAACUUCGUCGUGAUCAUGAUCCUCAAUACUCUUUAUGAGCGGGUUGCAAUCUGGAUCACGGAUUAUGAGAUUCCUCGGACCAGAACGGACUACGAGAACAGCUUGACGCUGAAGAUGUUCCUCUUCCAGUUUGUCAACUAUUACUCCUCAUGCUUCUACAUUGCUUUUGUAAAAGGAAAGAUAGUCGGCCACCCCGGUCAACCUGUUUAUAUCCUGGGAAAAUAUCGGAACGAGGAGUGUGAUCCCGGUGGCUGUCUGAUUGAGCUGACCACUCAGCUCGCCAUCAUCAUGGGAGGGAAAGCAAUCUGGAACAACAUCCAGGAGGUCUUGCUACCGUGGCUUAAGAAUCUGAUCUUCCGCUACUGCACCCGGGCGUCCGAUAAGAAGGUGGAGCCGCCUCGCUGGGAGCAAGACUUUGAGCUUCAGCCCUUCACAAAACUCGGGCUCUUCUAUGAAUAUCUUGAGAUGGUGAUCCAGUUCGGCUUUGUGACGCUGUUCGUGGCCUCUUUCCCUCUGGCUCCGUUUCUGGCUCUGGUCAACAACAUUAUCGAGAUCCGAGUCGACGCUUGGAAAAUGACAACUCAGUUUCAACGCAUACUGCCUGAGAAAGCCCAGGACAUUGGAGCUUGGCAGCCCAUUCUUCAAAGCAUCGCCAUAUUGGCAGUCGCAACAAAUGCCAUGCUCAUUGCGUUUACAUCCGACAUAAUCCCACGGCUGGUUUACUACUGGUCAUUUUCUGUGGAGGAAGGUUACGGUAACCACACCAUGAGCGGCUUCAUCAACAGCUCCCUGUCUUAUUUCAACACCAGUAAUUUCAGUCCGGCCACAGUAACAGAUGCAGUCGAGCGACCUCGCGACAUCACCAUUUGCAGGUAUCGAGACUUUCGGUUUCCUCCUGGACACCCCAGACAAUAUCAGUACAACAUGCACUACUGGCAUGUGAUUGCUGCCAAAAUGGCUUUUAUAAUUGUUGUAGAGCACGUUGCGUACCUCACCAAGUUCAUCCUCGCCUCCGUAAUCCCAGACGUCUCGUACACCACCAGAGAACAGCUCAAACGAGAGAAGUACCUGACCCAAGUAAUCCUUCACGAGGUUAACCUGAACCUGGUGUCCAAACGCUUGAAACCGGCUGUACAUGACAUGUCAAGUCACAUGGCAAGAAACAUAGACAAUGAACUCGAACUCUCAGAAUACUGACAGAAACACCCUGCAGCAGGACACUUUGGUUCACUUUGGUUCACUUUGGUUUUUGUUGCUGUUGUUCCGACAAUCCUUAGCAUCCUGUGAAAAAUGAAUAAUCUAAAGCUAUACCUGGAUGUAUUGUGCUCUCUGAAGGUAAAUGCAUUUGUUUGAAAAACGUAAAGACUAAAAGAAAUUAGGGAAUCAUUUCUUCCUCCAUCUCUAACCACUUUAUUUGGUUUAUCAUGAUGGUUAUUUUUGAGCCAGUAAAUAAGGGGAAUGUUAUAAAAUAACUGAUAACAAAGAGUGGUGAGUUUCAAACCAGUUUCCUCAGAUGAAUUGUAGCCUUUAAAUAUUUAACUGGUAGAUUUUGAUUAAUUUGAGUCCCAGUAGUUUUAUGCAACAUUUUAAGCUUUAUCAAAGUACAUGUUAACACAGAAGGGUUACACAUACUUUGCUCAAAUGGUGUCAUAUAAUAUCAGUAUUGAAUUAAAAAUAACAUGCAACAACAUUUGAGCUAACCAUAAUUUUUUGUUUGUUUUCUUGUAAUUUUUAUACUCGAUUUAAAGGCCAAGGUGAUCUGUGAAACAUUAUUAUAUGUUACAAACUUAAAGCCACCCAAGUUUUUAUAUUUACAAAAGUACAUUUCGUAAGCUGGUUUGAUCUGGCCAAAUGUUUUUUUUAUUUAAAUUAGCUUCCGCUUUGAUUGCUGACAAUUGUAAAUUUGUAAUUGUACACCAAAGCUCUAUGCAUCCUGUCAAAUGGGGUCAAUUUUUUGUAAACCUUUAACUGUUGUGAGAAUAAUCUCUCUUUCUGAUGCUGUAUUUAUGAAUAUUGCAACUUUUCUACUCCUUAAAGUUACUUUGCUAACCACUAACUGUCUGUUACCUCCUCGAAUAAGAAAUAAUGCACUUGAUCUUUAGUUAUGCAUUUGUGUACAAGCCAAAGUUGUAUUAUUACCUGUGUUGAUCAGUGGUACUACAUCCAUCAUAUAUGCAAACAAUAUUGUUUCAGUAAGAUUUUAUAUAUUUUUGUGUUGUCACUCAUAUGCUGUUAUUAAACUGUUUUGUUUUGUUUUAAUUAUUAUUUAACAAGAAACAAACACUUGUUUUAUUCCAUUAACCCUGUGGGAUCCUUUUACUCUGUGCUUCACUUGCAAUUUUUGGAAACAUAAAAUUAUAUUUUGAACUCGUCUCAAAA
Molecule: messenger RNA, 4018 nt
Organism: Xiphophorus maculatus (southern platyfish)
Lineage: Eukaryota; Metazoa; Chordata; Actinopteri; Cyprinodontiformes; Poeciliidae
Gene: ano6
Product: anoctamin 6
Exons: 21
Coding region: 86-2836 (916 amino acids)
Biological process (GO): chloride transmembrane transport; calcium activated phosphatidylserine scrambling; calcium activated phosphatidylcholine scrambling
Cellular component (GO): plasma membrane
Molecular function (GO): protein dimerization activity; chloride channel activity
Source: RefSeq, a predicted model, not a curated record